AUGGCCGCCAAUAGUAGGCUCAAGCAGCCGAGGGGAAGUUCCUCCAAUCCGCAAGCAGCCAGAAACGCGUCGAACACGGCGCAAAACGCGGCAAACCUGAUCCCUGCGGCGGCGGCGGAGCUUCCGCCGCCCUCAUUCCACGUGGACGUGGCGAUUGCGGGCGGCGGGAUCGCGGGGCUCGCGCUCGCCGCCGGUCUGCAGGCGCGCGGCAUCGAGGCGGCCGUUUUCGAGGCAGCGCCCGCCGCGCGGCGAUCGAACAACAGCACCGGCACGAUUCUUGGCGUUUUUUCCAACGGCUUUAAGGCGCUCGAAGGAUUAAAGCCAGGGCUCGGCGACGCUGUGAUUGCGAGCGGUUCAACGGUCAUAAAAGCCAAGUCUUUUAUCCGAGAGAUAUCGGCGGAUAAAAUAGAUCCUGAAUCGGCCUGCGCUACCAGCGGCGGUAAUAGUAGCGGAUCCGCCACUAACGAUGCUGCUACUACACUGACCAGCGAAAAUCGCGACGGCUGGGUUGUGAGGGAAGUGGUGCGAGACCAGACAAUCGUGGGGUGGGCCCGAGCCCAAGAGGUACUCGCCUCGUCUUUAACGCAACCCGAGAGUAUUAUACACGGGCAUCGCGUCGUGGCGUAUCACCCCGUCGUCACGGGAAAGCCUGUUGGGAACAUGAGUGGUGGAUCUAAAAGCAACAAUGAUGGCGCGGCGCCGACGGGGGCGAUGUGGAAGGGGUUGACGUGGUGCUUGAGGUCGUGGGUUCAAACUGCUGACCCUGAUGGCCAGCUCAACCUCGAGCUCCAGCUAACACCCUUCGGUGGUUUCGGCAAGCCAGGUGUCAAAGACCGUUUGAUGUGCCAAAUCAACAAGAACAUUGCAGACCCUUCAGGUCAUGACACCUGGCAUACCAUUCUCCAGGCGGUUACCGCCACCGACCCCAGUAACAUCUUCGAGCGUUGGAUGAUGGACCGGCCUCCUCCAAAAGAUUCCUGGAGCGACUCUAAAUGUGGUAACCGGGUUGUUCUUAUGGGGGAUGCCGCACAUGCCAUGCACCCCGGCCCAGGGCAAGGAGCUCAGACUGCCUUUGAGGAUGCUCACCAGCUGUGCCUAUGCCUUGCUGACAUCAAGGAUGUGCUUGCCGAGCCUGCUGCCGUGGCUGCUGCGGUUCGGGAGUAUGAGGAUCGGCGGAUCGAUAGGUGCGUGAGAAUCCAUGCGUAUGCCACUGCAGCGCGUGGGAUAGGAGAGGAGGGGAAACUUGUGAAAUCUCUUCCUCCUGAUGAGAAUAGGAAGAUGUAUUUUGAGUUACAGAAGUGGGUCCAAGCAUACCCAGACAAGAUCAAAGGUGACCCUGAAUCCACCUACUUCAAGUGA
Closterium sp. Yama58-4 is the source of this 1359-nucleotide messenger RNA. NCBI's taxonomy places the organism in Eukaryota, Viridiplantae, Streptophyta, Zygnematophyceae, Desmidiales, Closteriaceae. The record is from the annotation of a GenBank genome assembly.